Messenger RNA from Rhagoletis zephyria (snowberry fruit fly), 3923 nucleotides. RefSeq lists its product as uncharacterized. Gene Ontology annotation, molecular function: protein binding; ubiquitin protein ligase activity; zinc ion binding. Lineage: Eukaryota; Metazoa; Arthropoda; Insecta; Diptera; Tephritidae. The record is from RefSeq and is a predicted model, not a curated record.
UACGAUAGACCACUUGCACGUUGCAGAAGCGAACAUAAAUGAAAACAGAAUUAGAAAUACCAGACUAAUUAGAUUAAAUUGUAUUUUCCAUGUCAAGUUCUACCAAACACAAAAUAUUGGGUACAAUGUAUUGGGAUUGCAAAGCGAAUUCGAAUCAGUACGAAAUGGACUUUACUUAGAGGCGCGUGCGUCAGAACGAAACACCGUUAGGAGGCCAAUUUUCAAUAACCUCAAGUGCAUUAUAUAAAUAUUAGGCCUAUUAGUGUGGAAAUUUUUGAAAAAUUAGAAUGAAUAACAGCGAAUAUGGCUUUGAGGUGCAUCGAAAAUCAUACGAGUUUGAGUCGAACUUCGAACAUGACUCGAAAUUAAGUCCCGAUAAUUACGAAAGCGCGAGUGAAAAUUUACUUACCGAUUAUGAAAUUGUGAGCAACGAGGAGGCUGACGAAGACGAAGAUAUCGAAUUGUCCUAUCGAAAAUUACGUAGCGAGAAAACUGAAAUUCCUGAGUUUCGAAAUAGUUUUCAUCCAAGCGCAAGUAGUGAACGCGAACGUGGCAAAUUGCAAUUAAGUUUGAGCACAGAAAAAAUAUCGUUAAAAUCACAGUCGCGAAAAAUCGAUAAAAUAAACGCGUCUCGGGAAACGGAAAUUGCGCAGCAACAGCAGCAACAAAAGGCCAACGAGCGGGGCGCACUUAAUACGAAUGCGGCAAGCGCUAGUGGAUUUUGUCCACGGCAUAGUAGGCGUCAGCAACCACAGUACCAGCAACAGUUGGAUAAAACCAAACCAAAACAAUAUGCGCCGCUAAAUUUCACAAUAGUUCCGAUAAAUGUGGCGACGCAAAAGGGCGCGGCAAGCGGAUGUAAACGGUUCGAAGAUGGGCGCGAUCUGCCGGAAAUCGUGCUAACGUCCUUCGAUCAACAGCAACAGCAGAAACAAAAGUGGUUGGUGGCAGAGGGAGCGCAGAAUACGCCGGUAGCGUCAGCAGAGGAAGCGGUCGCAACGCCAAGGCGCGAAAUAGUAGCGGCGAGCGCCCAUACGUCGACUCAGGGCAGCAGCAGAGAACAUUUGCAGCAAAAACAGCCACAACAACAACAAUAUCGUAGCGCAAUGUUAACAAAAGUGCCAAUGACGACUGCCAAUCCGCCCACACCACCGCCACUGCCGCCGCCACCAGCUUCGCUUUUACCAUCUCUAACGUCCGCAACGACGACUGCGACAGCCAACAAGAAAGGCAAAAAAGUUACACGAUUUUCGCGCGCGCCCGAGUUCACCAACGACCACUUUGAGCUGGUACCAGCUUUAACGGCAAAAUCACCACCAACAAUAACAAAUGCGGCAGGCGUCUCACCAAGCGCAGCAGCAGCAAAUAAGUUACCGGAUGCGGAGGAUACGAGUAUAAGUGAAAUUAAUUCACAACCUGGUAGCUCUACCUCACCGGAAUCGCUAAUGGAUAAUGUGCUAAGUGCGGCGUCAUCGGUGUCGGUACGCAGCAGCAGCCUAAGCAGUGGUGGUGGCAGCGGUAGUGGCGGAGGCGGCAGUGAAAUGCUAAAAAUUGUUAAUGCCAGGGUGCGCGGUAAUGUGACACGUAAUAUGCCACAUGUUGCUACUGGUGAUGCAAUGCCUAAAGAACACCAACGACAACAAGUAUCAACACAAAUAAAGGAAUUGAACGAUAAUCGCUCAUUGAACUUAAAAUCGCCCACAUCGAGAGGCUUGUCACCAAUGCCGCAGCCAGCAGCUGGGAAGCAAAAUGCACUCACACCUAUUCUUACACCACAAAUGUUGUCACCAGCGCGCACUUUGACGCCCUCCCCUUCCACUGUGAUGGCGUUGGGCGGCGCAGCGUCGCCGCGCUUGAGUGAAGCGCGCGCACUACAGCCAACCGAACUCAUCGAAGCGUCAUCAGCAAAUCGUUCAAGAAGUCCAUCGCCGAGCCCCAGUGUUUCGAUUCGUGUCACACAGGACACCUCAUUAUUCGCCGACGAUUUAAAAUGUCGCAUUUGCAACGACAUUUUUCGUGAUCCACGCACUUUGAACUGCUUACAUUCGUUCUGCUUUCAAUGCUUGGUUGAUGAGAACUUCAAGCAAGAUUCAAGCAUACCAUUCUGGUCGCAACCUGGCGCGGACGAGCACGAUUGGAAGGCUUCCAACAAGUCCAACUAUAGCGUGCAAUCCUCCUCUCCCGACAUGUCGGUGCGCAGCGGUUCUACUUCACCUUCACGAACACGCCAUUCCUCUUUCAGUUUUAAACGUAAAAAAUCCUUCGAACGGAUUUUACUAAAAGUAAGGUCCAAAUCGGAUGGCAAAGGCUCGGAAAGUUCUUCCUCUAUACGCAUGAGCGCAGCGCCCGAAGAGCGCUUGCGACACAUCAGCUGCAAAAUAUGCAGAUAUGCGACCGUAAUACCGGUGGGUGGCAUACGCCAAAUGCCGCAGAACUAUUUGCUGGUGCGCAAAAUCGAAACGAUCAAACAGGAAAUGGGCGAUGAAGUCAUAACGAAGGUUUGGUGCAGUCUAUGUUUCGAGGAAAUAAAUGCAACCUACCACUGCAUCAGUUGUACGCUAAAUCUGUGCACGCUCUGCAAGGAGGCACACGAGCGCCAGCGCAACACAGCCAAUCAUCGCAUCCGAAAUAUUAUGGAGCUGAGACGCGCGCGUAAAAAGCAGCAAACACUCAGUGAGGAUAAUACGAAUUUUACACUUAAGUGUGGCAUGCAUCCGGGCUUCGAAAUGAAGUCGUUCUGCAAUAGUUGUUUGCAGAUCGCCUGCGCCGACUGUCUUGUGUUGCUGCACAAGGGCCACCGGCAUGAGUCCAUCCCAAAAGCUUUUACCAAUUACUCGAAACUGCUGCACGACGCCGUCGAUCAUACGCGUCCGCUCUGUAGCUAUGCAGAGCAUUCAAUUGAGCGUAUGAGCGAGAUUGCCAAGCGCAUAAAUAAAAAGUGUGAUGACAUACAAGCGCAGAUAGAGACUUUCACGCGUCAGUACUUCGAAGCGGUCGAAGUGCAUCGUAAGACAUUGCUACAACAGGUGCACCGCGCCCGCGAAUCCAAAGUGGAGAUGAUACUCGAGCAGCAGCUGGAUUUAGAAAAACGCAAUAACGAAUCCAUUGAGGCAUUGCGCUUUGCUCAGGAGCUGACAGAAAAUGGUUCCGAUGUUGAAGUGCUCUCUUUUUUGAGUAUUUUGCUAAAACGUUUCGAAUAUUGUCAGCAAUUUAAAAUGCCCGUCGAUCCAAAGAUAUCGGAAACCUUACACUUUCUACCCCACAUACGUGCGCCUGCUAUGAAAGCGCAAAACGAUAUACCACUUUACGGUAUCAUAACAAUGCAAACAGUCGAAUCUUCACUAUGCACGCUGCAGUGGGAGGGUUUCUCACAAUUACGUCUACACAAGCGUGUCGAGCUUUUGCUGCAGUCGCGUGACGCUGAUGGCGUGGGCUUAUGUCACGGCGGCUUACAAAUACAGGCGCUAGUAAAGUACAAAGAGUCGAGCUCUAAAUGUCUGCCAGUUGAGAUUGCUGAUAAUCGUGAUGGCACAUAUGGAAUCGGUUUUACGCCCGACGCGGAGGGCAAUUUAGUGCUAACUAUAAAUAUAAAUGAUAAACCGAUUAAGGGCAGUCCCUUCACUUUCCUCGCACGCAAUGUACGCCCGCACAGUGGCAUCUAUCAUUGUUGCACCUUCUGCUCGAGCAAGGGUAAUAAGAUGGUAAAAUGUUCCUGUGACGGUCGUAUGCCGGGUUAUAAUGGUUGUGGGCAUGGGCAUGCCGGCCAUCCAGGUAGACGUCAUUGGUCAUGUUGUGGUAAUGCCUUAGAGAAUUCCGAAUGUAAUGCGUCGAAUAAGUUGUUAAAUUUAUGAGCAAUCCAAUCACUGAUACCUAAUCGGUGAGAAAUAUACUGAUUUAAUAUAUCAACGAAAUAAAUAUAUACU